ACGAUAAGUGUGAGUCUGGCAGCCGGAUGAGUGUCGCCGGCGUCCACCGUUUAACUCUUUCUCUCUCGCCGAAGUGUUCUCUCCGUACUUUCGGCAUCCCCGCCAAUGGCAAGCGCACUCAAUUUCUGCUACCAUAUAGCUUCUCCGUAGUCCACCAUAGUCACCGGCUGGUUACCUCCUUUAGUCACAAUCACAAUGCUACUAAUAAAUCUGAUGCAGAGUCUGAGCCUUCCUAUGAUGAAGGAGAAAUGUUGGAUAAGAAUAAAAUAAGCAGGAGAAACCCGUUCGUUUCAGAAGAGCUUCUCAAAAAAUUGAAGAGAUAUGGAGUCUCUGGAAUAUUGUCCUAUGGGAUACUUAAUACGGUUUAUUACUCCACAGCUUUCCUCUUGGUGUGGUUUUAUGUGGCCCCAGCACCGGGAAAAAUGGGUUAUCUUGCUGCGGCUGAGAGAUUUCUUAAAGUUAUGGCAAUGGUCUGGGCUGGAAGCCAAGUUACUAAGCUCAUCAGAAUAGGAGGGGCAGUGGCACUUGCACCUAUUGUUGAUCGAGGAUUGUCGUGGUUUACAGUAAAAUGCAAGUUUGAAAGUCAGGGAAAAGCUUUUGGCGCACUGGUUGGGAUAUGUCUUGGUCUCGCUUUGAUGCUGUUUGUUGUUGUGACACUGCUUUGGUCAUAGAACAGAAUAAUAGUUGCGUUUAGUA
Molecule: messenger RNA, 696 nt
Organism: Arabidopsis arenosa
Lineage: Eukaryota; Viridiplantae; Streptophyta; Magnoliopsida; Brassicales; Brassicaceae
Source: the annotation of a GenBank genome assembly